AUGUCUGCCUCCACCAUCUCCAGACAGUUCGCCCGCGCUGCCCUGCGCACCGGUGCCCGCAACACCUUUGCGACCUCGUCCCGCCAGGCCUUCCGCCAGAGCGGCCGCCGCGCCUACUCCUCGGAGCCUCCCAAGCAGUCGAGCUCGUCGCCGCUGCUCUACAUUGCCGCUGCCGCCGCCGCCGCCGCCGGUGGCUACUACGCCUUCACCCAGUCCUCGACCCCCAAGGUCUUCGUCCCCACCAAGGACGACUACCAGAAGGUCUACAACGAGAUCGCCGGCCGCCUCGAGGAGAAGGACGACUAUGAUGAUGGCAGUUACGGCCCCGUCCUGGUCCGCCUCGCCUGGCACGCCAGCGGCACCUACGACAAGGAGACCAAGACCGGUGGCAGCAAUGGCGCCACCAUGAGAUUCGCCCCCGAGUCCGACCACGGUGCCAACGCUGGCCUGAAGCACGCUCGGGACUUCCUCGAGCCCGUCAAGGCAAAGUUCCCUUGGAUCACCUACUCUGAUCUCUGGACCUUGGCCGGUGUCUGCGCCCUGCAGGAGAUGCAGGGCCCAGUCAUCCCCUGGCGCCCGGGCCGUGCCGACGGAGAUGUGGCUGCCUGCACUCCUGACGGACGUCUGCCCGAUGCCUCCAAGGGCUCCAGCCACCUUCGUGACAUCUUCUACCGCAUGGGCUUCAACGACCAGGAGAUCGUCGCCCUUGCCGGUGCCCACGCCCUGGGCCGGUGCCACACUGACCGCUCCGGCUUCGACGGUCCCUGGACCUUCUCCCCCACCGUCCUCACCAACGACUACUUCACCCUCCUCCUGAGCGAGAAGUGGUCCUACCGCAAGUGGGACGGCCCCCAGCAGUUCCAGGACAAGGGCAAGACCCUCAUGAUGUUGCCCGCCGACAUUGCCCUCAUCCAGGACAAGGCCAUGAAGCCCUGGGUCCAGAAGUACGCCGCCGACAACGACGCCUUCUUCAAGGACUUCAGCGCCGUCAUCGUCAAGCUGUUCGAGCUCGGCGUCCCCUUCAAGGAGGGUACCGAGCCCAUCGCCUUCAAGCCCACCAACGCUUAA
Messenger RNA from Neoarthrinium moseri, 1068 nucleotides. RefSeq lists its product as uncharacterized. The record is from RefSeq and is a predicted model, not a curated record. NCBI's taxonomy places the organism in Eukaryota, Fungi, Ascomycota, Sordariomycetes, Amphisphaeriales, Apiosporaceae. Bases 1 to 1068 code for a protein of 355 amino acids. Gene Ontology annotation, biological process: cellular response to oxidative stress; response to reactive oxygen species; hydrogen peroxide catabolic process. The transcript is spliced from 2 exons. Gene Ontology annotation, molecular function: heme binding; peroxidase activity.